This is a messenger RNA of Juglans microcarpa x Juglans regia, 549 nucleotides long. RefSeq lists its product as uncharacterized. Lineage: Eukaryota; Viridiplantae; Streptophyta; Magnoliopsida; Fagales; Juglandaceae. The transcript is spliced from 2 exons. The record is from RefSeq and is a predicted model, not a curated record. The coding region runs from base 174 to 476 and encodes 100 amino acids.
CUGCUCUUUAAUGUCAGGAGGGAGACACUGCAGCACAGAUGGAUAGAGAUCAUACCAACACAUCCCCCACAUAACAUAAAUCCCCGAAACUUUACACAGUUAAAACCAAAACCCUAUAACAUUUCUUCUUCUUCAUAUAGCCCCAGUUCCUCAAAUUCGCUACCCGAUUCAAGAUGCAGUCCAUGUCGAAUCUCCAUGGCUCCUAUGGCCUUCCUCUUUGUGUUUCAGGGAUUGCUCAUCCCCUCUCUUUCUCUAUGGAAAUGGCAGAUCAUGAUCGCAGAAGGGAGGCCAUAAAGAGGCAGAGGUCACAGUCCUUGGCGGAGCCUCAUGCAAAUCAAGAAAUGGGUACUCAAAGAUUCCUUGAGAGAGUGCUUGCAGAGAUCAAAGAAGGUGAGGUUGAGGUUGAUGGAGAUCUGGCUGGUCUUCUGCAUGAUCUGACCCACAUUUAUUUGGCUUGUACAGCUAAAGCUGCUUAAACUUUACUCUUGUUACUACCAUGUUUGGACAAGCUGUCGCUAGUUGAUAUUUAUGUUGCUUUGCUUUUCUGAA